AUGUACGCCAAACCGUCCGAGCCGGGACGUGACCCGGCUCCCAUUCAGUGGAUUUCGCAAUCCCGAGAGCCAGUAAAACCUCUUGAUCAGGGACCUUCAAAUGUAGCGACGGCUUUACCACCGGAUGCCUGUUGUCAACUGCUGGGUUCGACUCCCGAGGUUCUAGCCUUUCAAUACCGAAGCGGCCUGCAAGAGAAUGAGGGCACCCUGUGGGAUGUCGUUAAUCCAACUCGGAAGUUCGCGACCCUUUCUGCGGAUACACCGGCAGCGUGGCCCAGCUUCCAAGGAGUUGGGAGCAUUAGCCAAAACCCAAUCACGCACCUCAAUCAUCAUCAGCAAGAGUUCUCAGCGCCGGAAGCCAAUACUCCUUCAAGCAUUCAGCCUGUAACACAAGAAGAAUCAAUCCCACAUAGAGACAAGCGGCAAAAGUUGGCAGGCCUGACCUUCGGAGGUCACCAGCAAUCCAAUUUCCACACAGGAGACUUAUCUACGUCGGAACCCACAGAGUGGUUCUCAACCGCUUCUAACUUGGGAGAAUCAUUCAGUCAUCAGGCGGAAGCUCAUCUUCACCCUUUCGAGCCAUCAACUGAACAAACUUCAUACAUUGCACUUCCUCAACAUCCUGUCUAUGACAGUUCACACUCGGCUGGCUUAGCUAGCUAUGAACCAGGAAACACAUUCACUUCAGCCUCCACAUCAAAUGGCCCCGACCCAAAUUACCAUCCUGACUCAAGAAGCAGCCAUUUUGACAACUCACUCUUAUGGCCGUCUAAUUUGGAUAGAGUUCAUGAACAACAGAGAUUGAAAGAAUUAGACGAAUGGCUGAACGGAUCCGACUACCUGCAAACAAUCGUAAACCCAAUUGAGGAUCACCAGGAGGAACAGUAUGCAAGAUCUGUUUUGGUUCCAAAAGCUCCCAACAUCGAUGGCCGCGAAGAAUCUAAUUUGGCUGGGAGCGCAUCCAUCUCACCCCUGUUGCUGGAUCACGACAUUCUCCGUGAUGCAAGUAAACAGAUUGAGGCCUCACAUGGCGUCAGAUCCGAUUUCCAGCCCCCAACCCUGAAACCUACUGGGAUUCACACAGAGGCUCGCUCUUCGAUAUCUGAAGUUAGCUCAGAAGUUUCCGAACCCAGACGCGACCUCGAACACCAGCAUGCUGCUCGACAGGCGUCGGUAGAUUAUGAAAAUAUCCAGGAUGAGCCAGAGAAGAAUAACUUGCAAACAAGCCGCCAGAAUCGCAUGGAAGAUACAGUCAUGCCAAUGAAAUUGCUAGACUCCGUACUUGUAAUGCAUUCGUAUCCUAAGCACAGUAUGAGUGGAGCAUUCUUGGCUCGGUUCACCCAGAAAUUCGAACAAGAGAUCAGUUACCACUUUCAAAAUUCCAGGAUUACCAAGGAGAUAUAUCAAGCACAUGAAAUGAAAGACGUUUCAGCGGUCCUGUCUCCAGUCCAUAAGGCACCUCACAAUUUAGUAGUCAGGAUAAUAGGGACGCCAGUAAGCGAUCAGAACAAUCACAACACCAGAACUCUUACUCGCAUGUUCGGAGAUUUAUUACAGUGGCUCAUCUUCAUCAAUACCGCUCUUUUGAGGAUUUCCAAUCAAAAUGAGCUUCUUGAAAAAGAACUACAAGUUCACGAAGAAUUGACCGAUUUUCUUUUGAGGGAGACCUUUGCGCCAUCACGCAACAGUCUUCCCAUCUUGGGAAUAAUCGGGAGAAAUCUGAAUCAACCAAAAACAUUUGGAAUAAUUCAGAUACCUCUUGUCAGAUAUCUCACCAAAAAGUCAUCAACUACCGAGAUCAUCGAGCUCUGCAUUACCAUUCUCCAACAGUACAACAGAGAAGCGAACAAUCAACUCGGUCGUCUUUUAGAUGAAGGACCUGAUUUAAUUCUGAACGUGAAAAGAAUCGUGUAUGAAGCAACUAAGGUUCAAAUGCGCGUCGAUAGAUUCGAGGACUCUCUCACAAUGCCCACGGAUAGGAUUGGAAGUUUCAGAAUACCAGACUUGAGUCUGUUUCCUGAAGCCCUCAAACCUGUACAGCCUUCUUUUACAAUGCCCACUCAGAGAAAAUAUGAAGACUUGGUUAUCAGAGCUUUGGCAUUGGACAAAGAUACCCCCGUUCACAUGCAAAAAACUCUGAUGGUCGGUCUCCCAGUGGAACUGGUAGCAUUCCUAAAAAAGAAAGCACAAGCACCAAUCACAUUCAUAGUCAAGAUUAUUCGAAAAACCGGGAUACGCGACCAUAAGAAGGAACUGUCGAAGAAGUUAACUUUCUUGUUUAGCCAUUUGCAAAUCUGUCAUCGUCUUGUGCUCGAUCACCUAACCUCACUCAAAAACCAACAGGUAGGAAUCCCUACAGAAGACUCCUUUUUCCAAUGGAUUUCAGAUACCCUAAUCGCCCCAGGAAACGAUCAUUAUCCCUUAUUUGGAGUGGUGAAAGGGUUUCAGUCUCCAAAGAUAUUCGAGGCCUCCAACUUCAACGAAGUUCAAACCUAUCUCAUACAUUACCUCAGCGAUCUGGAGUCACCUCGCAUGGUUAUUCAGGUCUCGCUUGCUCUCAUUGGUUAUCAUUACAGAAAUUAUUUUAAGUCUGAUCAAGUCUACUGGACUACUAUGAUUUUCAUUCUGAGGCAUUCUCUUCAUGAAUUUACUUAUCAUCUAGAUCCGAUUUAA
Molecule: messenger RNA, 2673 nt
Organism: Puccinia graminis f. sp. tritici CRL 75-36-700-3
Lineage: Eukaryota; Fungi; Basidiomycota; Pucciniomycetes; Pucciniales; Pucciniaceae
Exons: 6
Coding region: 1-2673 (890 amino acids)
Source: RefSeq, a predicted model, not a curated record